AUGUCAGACUUAAUUGGUGAAAAGAAUGCAAUUUUGUCUCUUUCCAAAGACGGUAAUCCAUUAUUAGAUGACUUUGACUUAACGCCAUCAUCGAUUGACGAUAAUCUAUUCGAUAUUCCAGUAUUAACAUCUCUUCCUAGCCUCGAAAGUAUACUUUAUGAAGCAGAUCCAGCACUCGAUAGUAUAUCUCUAACAUCAUCUUUACAAAAUCAAAAUUUCCAACAAGACAAUGAAAAUUCUCCAAAUAAUCUAACUAAUAUUAAUUCAUCUGAACUAUCAUCAAUAUCAUUUGAUUCUUCGCUUGAAACAAAUAAUAGACCACUCGAUAAUUAUAUACUUAAAAUUCAUCAUCAACAACAAGAUGCCAUUAGUACAGAUGAAUCAUUUGUUGAAGUUCAUAAACAUACGCAAAUCAAUCAUGGUUCAUUAUUGAAAAUUCAAGAAUUAGAAACAGUUUCAAAUCAAAUAUCACUUUGUAUUGAACGUACAAAUUAUGGUCAUCCGACAACAAUUGAUGUUCUUCUACAUCGAAUGAUUGCUAUUGGUACAACAAAAAGUGUUGUACUACUAUUCGAACAUCAAACACAAACAUUGAAGCAUUGCUUAAAUAGUGAUUUAACAAAUGGCGCCGUAUCAGCAUUAAAUUUUAAUAGCGACGGAACACGUUUAUUAGUUGGUUAUGCACGUGGACGUAUACAAAUGUAUGAUUGUUCAAAUGGAAAACUUCUACGCAACAUUAGUAAUGAUAUUCAUGGACCGGACACAGCUAUAUUAAAUAUUAAAUUUACGCAUGAUCCUACCGUUGCUGUAUUUAGUGAUAGUGGUGGAAGUGUAUAUGUAUUACAAUUUACACGUCAUUUAAAACGUGGUUAUCAAUCGAAAUGUUUGUUUUCUGGUAGUCGCGGAGAAGUAUGCACACUUGAACCUCUAUUAUUCUAUCAACAGCAUGGAUCUUUAACAACAGAUACCAAUGAAAAAUUAGAACAACAUCCGUUAAAGUCAAUGUAUAUAAUUGCAUUAGCUACAUUUACCAAAAUUUUUCUAUUAGCAUUAAAAUCACAAAAUAAUGUUAAAAUUUUACGUGUACAACAUCUAGUCGGUAGUAAUACAACAUUACCAAUACUUAAAUGGCAAUUUAUUAUUGUUAAAGUUAGUGAUAAUGUUAGUUGUAUCAAUCCGAUUCUUGCUGCAGUGAGGGAUAGACAAUGUACAUUCAUUCAAAUACAACAUGUAAGAGAUGACGAACUACAUCUAACACAAUUGAAACAGAUUACAGUUGAUUAUCAUAUUAAAUCAUUUUGUUGGUUGAAUGCAAGAACAUUUGUACUAUUCGAUAUGUCUGAGCGUGCACAUGUUAUUGAUCAACGUUCUGAAGAACAAUUAGAAUGUUUAUCUUUAUCACAUUGUGAACUUAUUUAUAAUACAAUCUUCUUUAAAUCAUUAGCCACUGGUGGUAAUGUUUCUUCUGCAUUAGCAUUAGCGGGACAAAAUGCUUGUUAUCAAACAUUAAUUUCGAGUCAAGGCUGCAUUUUUUUACUUGGCACUCAUGCAGUUUAUGAAAUUCAUUUACGCGAUUGGUCUGAACGUUUGGAUUUUUUUAUUGAAAAUGGUAAAAAUCAAUACGAACAAGCUUUAGAACUUGCCUAUUUAAUGUUACUUGGCAAAGCUAAAGGAUUAACUGGUUUGCCAAUUGAUCCAGUGAAACGUCGUCAAUGUAUAUCUGAACGGAUGGUUUCAUUACUUCAAGCUUAUUUAAAAUAUUCUCUUAAUUAUGAAUGUCCACAGUCAGGUACUAUCGAUCUACUUAAACAACAUUACAGAAAUGUUCUACCACGUUCGAUUGAUUAUUGUCUAUUGAUUGAUCGUUUGGAUUUAUUAUUUGGUCUUAUCUAUGAAAUCUUCUCAAAAGAUUCUAUAGCACAUGGAAUAUAUUUACAAUGUUUAGAACCGUAUAUAUUAAAAAAUCGUUUUGAUACAAUGUCGCCUAUGGUUUUAAAUGAUUUUAUUAAUUAUUAUGUUGAAAAUAAUCAUUUAAAUCAAUUGGAACAUUGUUUAAAUCGUCUUGACGUAUCAUCUCUUGAUAUUGAUCAAAUUAUACAAAUAACAAGAAAACACAAUCUUUAUAUGACAUUAUUACGUAUCUAUAGUGAAGCAUUCAAAGAUUUUACAGCAAUUUUAAAAGAAAUUAUUGAGAAACUUGAAUAUGAUAUCGCAGAAAAUAAUGGGACGUGUUAUAGUGCAAAAAUGACUUUAAUUGGUAAUCAAGCGCUUGUUUUUAUACAAACAACUUUAGUUGGUGAAAUCUAUCCAUUUGGUGGCCGUCUUUCGUCUGAUUUAGCUCAAUUUGGACGUAAUGAAAUCGUUGAUUUUCUAUCGUUUUUACACCCACGGCGUACUGGCGGUUUGCUUUAUUCUAAUCUGCGAGCAUUACUUCACUUUAAUACGCGAGAUUUUUUCAACUUAUUAACAAUGGCUUUCGAUAAUGAGGAAUUUUUAAAUGAUGUUGAUACAAUAAAAAGACGAGCAUUUUGUGAUAUAUUACUUCGUGUUAUGGUAGACGAUGUACAAUUUUCGUCGCAUCAAAUCAGCAUUUUAUUUAAUUUUCUAUCAAGACAAUUAGCAAAAACUGGACAACAACAUAUAUUUGUUCAAGGAAUGCUUUUCGAACAGGUAAGAAACUAG
Messenger RNA from Rotaria socialis, 2682 nucleotides. The record is from the annotation of a GenBank genome assembly. Lineage: Eukaryota; Metazoa; Rotifera; Eurotatoria; Philodinida; Philodinidae.